AUGGACAUGAAUUCCAUGACAAUGGACAUGGCUAGCACAUCCACUGCAUCUGCGGCUAUGAGCACAGCUUCCUCGGGCAUGUCUGGCAUGUCCGGAAUGGGAGGCAUGGAUAUGGGCAUGGGGGACUCAAGCUGCCAGAUCUCGCUAACAACCUCUCAGAUGCUGUGGAACUGGAAUACCAUUGACGCAUGCUUCCUCUCCACGUCAUGGCACAUCCGCUCGCGUGGCAUGUUCGCCGGCUCCUGCAUCGGGGUCAUCUGUCUCGUGCUGUGUCUGGAGUUCCUGCGUCGCGUGGGCCGCGAGUACGACGCCUUCAUUGUACAGCGCGCACGGCUGCGAGCGCUGUAUCUGUCGGGGCCAUCGGCCGACCUUCUCAUUCAACAGAGUGGUGCCGCUUUCCCUGAGCGUAGGCAGAAAAGCAGCUCCAAAGUGAAUAUUGCCAGCUGCUGCGAGAGCCAUGGUCAUACUUAUACAGACCAUGCUGAUCCUGAUCCCUCAUCCUCAUCCGAUAAUAUCAAGGAUGAUACUAUCACCUCGGCACCAAGUCAGCACUGUGCUCCUCCUAUUCAGACCACAGCGCCGUGUACGCAUUGCAACACUCCCCCCGGAGAACCAAUCUCGAUUCCCUUCCCCAGGGCCACCGCCAAUGGUUUGCCAAACCCCUGCGCGGUCGGCCCAUUCCGGCCCUCGUUCGUCGAGCAGUUAGUACGCGCCCUGCUACACAUGCUGCAGUUCGCAGUAGCGUACUUCGUCAUGCUGCUGGCGAUGUACUUUAACGGGUACAUCAUCAUCUGCAUCUUCAUUGGGGCGUUUCUCGGCUCAUUUAUCUUUUCGUGGGAGCCCGUGUCGCUGUCGAAAGAGUAA
Messenger RNA from Penicillium lagena, 864 nucleotides. RefSeq names its product high-affinity Cu transporter CTR3. Gene Ontology annotation, cellular component: membrane. Gene Ontology annotation, molecular function: copper ion transmembrane transporter activity. Bases 1 to 864 code for a protein of 287 amino acids. The record is from RefSeq and is a predicted model, not a curated record. NCBI's taxonomy places the organism in Eukaryota, Fungi, Ascomycota, Eurotiomycetes, Eurotiales, Aspergillaceae. Gene Ontology annotation, biological process: copper ion transmembrane transport. The transcript is spliced from 3 exons.